This is a messenger RNA of Camelina sativa (false flax), 1070 nucleotides long. Lineage: Eukaryota; Viridiplantae; Streptophyta; Magnoliopsida; Brassicales; Brassicaceae. The record is from RefSeq and is a predicted model, not a curated record.
AAUAUCAAAAUUCACAAAAGAAGCAAACCAAGAAAAUGGCCUUCAAGAACCAUUCUUCAAGAACAAGUCUGUCUUCUUCUUCUUCUUCUUCUUCCACUUCAUUCAGGUUCACAACAAUCAUUACAUUAGCACUCAUCUUCUCUUCUUCUUACUACAUCUUCUUCUCACAGUUCGAUUACUCUCCGGUGACAUUUUCCUCUGUGAAUAUUCCUCCGUUCGCUGGAGAUCUUCGAGACCUUACAUUCCCUUGGAACAAACUCUCUCUCGGACCAAUCUCCGAGAAGCUAAAACUCGCUGUCUUUUGCAAAUCAUGGCCUGUUGGUUCGAUCCCUGGAGGAAUGGAGCGUCACGCUUACACUCUCUACAAUUCUCUUGCCUCAAGAGGUCACGAGAUUCACGUCUUCACGGUUUCUUCCGACAGAAGUAACCAAGAAGAGUAUCACAACAAAGGAGAUCUUCAUGUCUACUUUGCUCCAAACGAACACGGCACUCUUAACCACUCUCAAGCUUUUGAGAUCUUCGACAGAAUCAACGGUGCAGAUGAUCAUCAUCCCUUCGAUUAUGUUCAUACUGAGAGUGUUUCUCUGCCUCAUUGGCGUGUCAAAAUGGUUCCUAACGGUGACAUAGCUGUGACAUGGCACGGUAUCUGGUACGAGAUUAUGCAUUCAAAUCUCUUCCAAGAGCUUUCGAAUGAUCGUCCUACUAGCUCUGAUCUUCAACAAACGAUGCCUAGACUCGUUGAUGAGAUCAGAUUCUUCCCGAGAUAUAAACAGCACAUUUGCAUAAGCAACAGCGCGCGUGAGGUUCUCGUUAACAUCUAUCAGCUUCCUAAGAGAAACGUUCACGUUAUAGUCAACGGCGUUGACCAGACCAAGUUUGUGUAUUCCCCUAAGUCUGGUGCUACGUUCAGGGCCAAACACGGUGUUCCUGAUGGUAAUGGGACUGUUAUUGUGAUGGGUGUCUCUGGACGUUUGGUGAGAGACAAAGGACAUCCACUUCUCUACGAAGCGUUUGCUUCGAUCGUUAGAACGCACCCGCAAGUGUAUCUGCUUGUGGCUGGAUCUGGUCCU